GCGUCACAAAGGCCUAGGAGGGGUAGCUGAAGGAUUGAGAAUAUUCGCAACUUAUCAAUUCGAAACAUUGUCAAAACAGUCCUUUCUGUAUAGACACUUUUCGAAUAAACAGAACUAGAAACUACUACCGUCUGCUAUAAUCCAGUCUAUUAUAGUCUAUAGUCCAACACCAUGGCCGCCUCACUCUUUGCCCUCUCGGAAGAGCCCGCGAGCGAGCUGGGUCGGUACAGGGUACUGGCCCCUUCAGCGGGUAUUCGAGUAUCGCCUCUGGCUCUAGGCGCCAUGUCCAUUGGCGAUAGCUGGUCCGACUGGAUGGGAUCCAUGGACAAGGAGAGCUCCUUUAAGCUGCUUGACGCCUUUUACGAUGCCGGCGGCAACUUUAUCGACACCGCCAACAACUAUCAGAACGAGCAGUCCGAAGCUUGGAUCGGAGAGUGGGCUGCAAAGAGGGGCAUCCGGGACCAGCUUGUGAUUGCCACCAAAUUCACCUCAGACUUCCGAAGCCAUGAGCUAGGAAAGGGAAAGGCCCCCAAUUUCCAGGGCAACCACCGCAAGAGUCUUCAUUUGAGUGUUCGAGAGUCUCUCAAGAAAUUACAGACAGAUUACAUUGACAUUCUGUACAUUCACUGGUGGGACCACACAACUUCCAUCAAGGAGCUCAUGGACUCUCUCCACCAGCAAGUCGAGUCCGGCAAGGUCCUCUAUCUGGGAGCCUCAGAUAUGCCAGCCUGGGUCGUGAGUGCGGCGAAUGUUUACGCACAAGCCUAUGGCAAGACUCCUUUCAGCAUCUACCAGGGACGCUGGAACAUCAUGGUCCGGGAUUUCGAGCGCGAGAUUAUCCCGAUGGCUCGGCAAUUCAACAUGGCUUUGGCUCCUUGGGACGUCCUCGGCGGUGGCAAGUUCCAGACAAAGAAGGCUCUGGAAGAACGCAAGAAGAACGGCGAGACUCUGCGUGGUCUCACAGGGGCCCCUACACAGACUGCCGACGAGGAAAAGAUUAGUGAGGCUCUCGCCAAGGUCGCCUCGGAACACGGAAUCGAGUCCGUCACCACUAUUGCGCUUGCAUACGUGCUGCACAAGGCUGGCAACGUCUUCCCCAUCGUUGGCGGACGCAAAAUUGAGCACCUCAACGACAACAUCAAGGCGCUGAGCAUCAAGCUCACGGAUGAGCAGAUCAAGUACCUCGAGAGCGUCAAACCGUUUGAUCUGGGCUUUCCAUUGGCCUUUUUGGGCGAGGAUCCCAACGUUACGGGAUACUCUGUGCGUCUCGAUCGCACGGCCAAAUUUGCUUUCCCCAACGCAGGGACUCCCAAGAGCGUGUAAGCCGGCAGCGAACUUGCUACGCGUAUUCGGGAUUCGGGCUGCGGAGGAAUUAUCAACAACACUUAUAUCAGAUUGAUACCAUAAAAGCUGGUCGGUAGUUAUGAAUGACUUUUUUACACGAGACGCUUUCGUCCGUUGAAUCAGAGCUGUAUAUAGACGCUACACUGUUAAAUGCAAACUAGGUCAGCUUUAUACCUCUUCCUCCG
Molecule: messenger RNA, 1529 nt
Organism: Trichoderma harzianum CBS 226.95
Lineage: Eukaryota; Fungi; Ascomycota; Sordariomycetes; Hypocreales; Hypocreaceae
Exons: 1
Coding region: 172-1323 (383 amino acids)
Source: RefSeq, a predicted model, not a curated record